AUGGUCAACAGUCGGACGUCGCACUUGCUCACUCGAGCCUUGUCCGCAACCAAAACUUCCACUCCUGCCAUUCGUCACGCGCAAUUGCCGCAAUGUCGCCUGUCGCGUCGCCGACGCGUCGGUCGGCGUCUGCAAUCGUCGUGCCAGGCCAACACCUCGGGUGGUCGGCGCCAGUCCUCGCCGCGAGGCAGUCGCGUGCGGGCUUUUACGAGCGUUGCCCAUGCCUCCGCAGUCAAGGCUUCGGCUUCUGCAGUCGCUGCUGCGGCUGAGGAUGACCUGGACGAUGUUCCCGAGUCGCCAGCAACCGCCACCACCUCUGUUUCUUCGACAACAACCACAACCACAACAACAACAACCACAACAACAACAACAACAACAGCACCCUCCAGUCCUACUCGGAAUCCUGCUUCGGCCACCCCCGCGAAAUCAACAAAGCGGCGAAGCACCGCCGCCGUGGUGGACGCCUCGGCCGAGGAGGUCGCGCCAAAGCCAAAGCGAAAAGCCGCCAAGGCAAAAGCAUCGACUGUCAAGCAGCCAGAGCCGUCCUCGCCCAUUUCAACGCAGACGUCUGCACCAGCAGCGGCACCAGCUGCAGUCGCACCAGCGCCACCACCGGCUGAAGCUGCAAAGGCCCCGGAAAUCCCAGUCAAUCCAAUCCCCGCGCCGCCUUCGAUCGCCAAUUUUGAUGCAUCAGCCACCGAGGCUGCAGCACGCCUGGAGCAAGAGCAUCUGAGCGGCAACAUUGCCGCCGUGGAGGCAAAAAUCGAACAGGCUCGAAAAGUGUUGCUCCAAUCGCACUCGUCAGCUAGGAAUCGUGCCGUCCGCAACGAGGGCGAGGUGGACAUGUUGAUCAAUUCAAAGCACUAUGAUGCAGCCCUGCGACUCUUGCAAACAACCAUCAAGUCGAUGAACCUCACGGAUGCCACGCUGCUCUCGCAAGGCCUCCUCGGUAUUGGCGUGGAGCGCAUUCAAGUAGCAACCCUCAAUCGUCUGAUGGCCGCGUUCGCCACUUCCGACAACUCGGCUGGUGUGUACGACACAUACUUGUUGUUUGGCCAGUCGGACUCUCAGCCCGAUUUUCGCUCGCUCGCAUUGCUCCUCGAUGCCUGCGCCAUGUAA
This is a messenger RNA of Capsaspora owczarzaki ATCC 30864, 1119 nucleotides long. RefSeq lists its product as hypothetical. The coding region runs from base 1 to 1119 and encodes 372 amino acids. The transcript has 2 exons. The record is from RefSeq and is a predicted model, not a curated record. Lineage: Eukaryota; Filasterea; Ministeriida; Capsasporidae.